This is a messenger RNA of Paramuricea clavata, 1527 nucleotides long. Lineage: Eukaryota; Metazoa; Cnidaria; Anthozoa; Malacalcyonacea; Plexauridae. The record is from the annotation of a GenBank genome assembly.
AUGGACCAGACUGGAGCUGGACCUUCAGGCGAACAGCAAAAUUACGAGCAACCGGACGCUCCCCAAGAUGAGGGAAAUCCUGAAGCUGCCAUCCCACAAGACAACGACGAGGAACAGCUUGAGGCGCUCCUAAACCAGCAUCAAGAAAUCAUAGAGGCUGGAGACCGUCUUCACGACAGGCAAGACAUUUACAAUAUUAGAACGCAUGAUUUUUUUACGGUUGAGGCAUUAAUCGAAGAAUUGCGCAUCAUUUAUCAUAGACAGCGUAGUGCGUUCAAGAUAAACUUAAAUUUUAGUUUUGUACUAAGAAACGUAGAAACGGGAGAGCUAAGAUUCUUUUACGCCUCCAAUAACACUAACGUUUUAGAUGCGCCAAUGAUGGUGCACGACGACCGCUCCUUUAGGGAUUUUAUAGAAGUGUUACGAACGCUGGAUGUAUUAGAAUGGGCUAGAAACUAGCGACCCAAUAGCAAGUGGGUUUUUUAUCGUUUAAUUCAAGCACAGGUUACAGUGACUAGGCUUAAUGUACCGGUCGGUGCACCGGUUGAAUUGCCUUCUUAUAUUUCUAAUAAUCAUUCUAUCAUAGGGUUAACUAAAAGUAGAAAUACGGGUGAGCCAUAUCGCGACAACCUCUGCCUAUUCAGGUGCCUGGCUUUGCAUGAGGGGGCGGGCGAAAGUAGCUUAGAGCGUGCGUCGAAAGCUUGCUUCGAGAGAUAUCUCCAGGAAACUAGCCUGGCUCGCGAGGAUUUCUGCGGGGUUGAUCUGACGGAAUUAAGUGUGGUCGAGGAGCUUUUCUCCGUAUCCAUUUACGUGUACUCGAUUGAUGAGUCUAAGCACGCUGUUUGUAUUCGACGUUCCGUAAAAGACUUUCCAUCAAUGCAUGUAAAUUUGCACGAAAAUCAUUUUAGUUUUAUCGCCGACUUCCAAAAUUACAGCAAUUGUUUCGUAUGUUCCAAAUGCGACAAAAUCUUUCCAAAGCCGUACGAACUGUGUCGCCAUGAGAAAAGGUGUGAUAUAAAUGUAAAACAUAAGUUUCCGGGCAAAGUUUAUCAAUUGCCGAAGACAGUAUUUCAGGAAUUAGAGGACAUGGGAUUUCAAUUUGAGACCACUGAUACUUUUUUCCCUUAUUUUGCCACUUGGGACAUUGAGAGUUUUCAGUACGACGUACGCGCAGAAUCCAAUGCUAGACUUCAAUGGAAGGCUGAACAUGUGCCAGCGUCUAUUUCUGUCGCCAGUAACGUGCCCGGCUACGAGAGCGCUCAUUGUUUUGUUACCGAUGGUGACUCAAAGCAACUUGUCAGUGAUUUUGUCGAAUAUGUUUUUGAAAUAAGUGAUACGAGUUAUCGGCUUUUGAACGAAAAAUUUGAGAAUGUGUUUUCGGAAUUAGACACGAUGUUGACGAAUUUGCCGUCAGAGGACGAAAAGGGAAAACUACAGCUCUUAAGAUUAAAGAAAAAGCUAGAUCAAUAUUUACGGGAAAUGCCUGUCAUUGGCUUCAAUUCCGGUCUCGCUACGACAUCAACGUGA